Strigops habroptila (Kakapo) is the source of this 3023-nucleotide messenger RNA. It is a transcript of the gene ARHGAP20, whose product is annotated as Rho GTPase activating protein 20. Gene Ontology annotation, biological process: signal transduction; regulation of Rho protein signal transduction. Gene Ontology annotation, molecular function: GTPase activator activity. The coding region runs from base 179 to 2956 and encodes 925 amino acids. The record is from RefSeq and is a predicted model, not a curated record. The transcript is spliced from 15 exons. NCBI's taxonomy places the organism in Eukaryota, Metazoa, Chordata, Aves, Psittaciformes, Psittacidae.
GACGGGUCUCCACAGAGAGCGGCGCGAACCUGCGGGGGGGGCGUGGCCUCGCGAGGGGCGUGUCCCGCGGGCGGGGCCGUGCCCGCGCGGGGCGUGUCGCGGCGCUCCCUGUCCAUGGUGCGGGCGGUGGCGGCGGCGCGGCUGUCCCCGCGGCGGGAGCGCUGCGGCGCGGGGCUGCAUGGACGUGAUGUCCCCGCAACAGGAGCUCCUCGGCCCCAGCCGCUCGUCCUCCGUGAGCUGCGAGAGCAGAGGCUUCGCCGCCGCCGCCGACAGCAAGAAGAAAAUGAAGAGUUUGGCCCAAAGACGCCAGUCUGCACCGUCUUUGAUCUUUGUCAAAGCACUGAACAGAUCUAGAUCGGUCUCAAGGGAAGGCUGCUUCUCCCCCAUCAGCCCGGAGGCAUGUCCCCUUGUGCAGUCUUUCAUGUGCCACAACCGAACGUUCAUCCUGGACGGCCAUGUACAGCUGAAGACAGGUCUGCAAACCCAGGAACGACACCUUUUCCUCUUCACAGACCUUCUGGUUGUUGCCAAGUCCAAGUCGCACUCUCAUUUCAAACUGAAGUGCCAAGCACGUCUCUGUGAGAUGUGGACAGCAUUUUGUACAGAUGAAGUCUGUGAAGGCAGCACAGACCCAGAGAGAUCCUUUGUUUUAGGCUGGCCCACCACAAACUGUGUGGCAAAUUUCAGGUCUGCAGAGCAGAAGGAAACAUGGCUAUCUUUUUUGCAAAGUCGAAUAAGAGAAGAGAAGGAAAAAGACUAUCCCAAAAGCAUUCCACUGAAGAUAAUUGCAAAGGACAUGGGAACUUGUGCAUACUCAAAAACCCUAAGUGUAACCAAUGUUGAUACAGCAAAUGAUGUAAUUCUGAUGGCCCUGCAGCAGCUGGGAAUUUUCGGCUCUGAAAAAGACUACAAGCUGUGGGUGAUUUCAGGAAGAGAAGAUGCUCCGUACCCUCUUAUUGGACACGAAUAUCCCUUUGGAAUUAAAAUGAGCCACAUUCGCGAUGCCAUGCCCCAUGGAUCAAAGCACUGUGCCUGCCCCAGGCAGCUCCAGGGGUCCUUCUUGACAGAGCAGCUGCCCCAGGAGCUGCAGUGCCAGUUUGUGCUGAAGCCAAGCCGCCUGGCUGUGUCCCAGCAGCUCAACGACUUAAGCCAGAAGUCAUGUAAAAGGAAAAGGUCUAUCAUAAAUUGGGCUUUCUGGCGUGGCCCAGGCACUCACUUGGACAAUGCACCCCUCUCCUCAACAUCUGCAGCUCCUGGGAAGCUCUUUGGCCUCUUGCUAACAGCCAUCUGUGAGGAUGACAAUCUGCCCAAACCUCUCUUGGACAUGCUUUCCCUCCUUUACCAAGAGGGCCCUUCUACUGAAGGUAUUUUCAGACGUUCUGGAAGUGCAAAAACCUGCAAAGAGCUCAAGGAGAAGCUUGAUUCAGGCGCUGAAGUGGACCUAGCCUGCGAAUCCAUAUUUGUGACAGCAUCUUUGUUUAAGGAUUUUCUUCGCAACAUCCCAGGCAGCAUUUUAUCAUCCCAGCUCUGUGAUAAGUGGGUCUCUGUGAUGGAUCAAGGAAAUAAUGAAGAGAAGAUAAAAAGCAUUCAAAGGUUAAUAGAGCAGCUCCCCAGAGCUAAUGUUGUUCUCUUGCGUUACAUCUUUGGAGUACUGCAUGGUAUAGAAAUGCGAUCGGAAGAGAACCAGAUGAAUGCAUUUAAUCUGGCUAUCUGCAUUGCACCUAGCCUGCUCUGGCCUCCUAUUUCUUCCACCCCUGAUAUAGAAAGUGAAUUUACAAAAAAGAUUUCUAGUCUGGUACAGUUCCUCACUGAGAAUUGCUGCAGGAUAUUUGGAGAGGAAAUUACCUCCCUCUUUGGAGAAAUACUGAUGACGUGCAAGAGAGAGAACAGCUCAGAUGCUGCUUCUCUCCAUCUGAAUGACUCUUCCUACGACAGCCUGGAAAACGAGGCGAAUGAUGAAGCUGACUCUUCUUCGAGUGACUGGAUUAAGAACCGAGAUCAGGAUAACAGGAGCAGGGAGUCUGUCUUCACUCUGAGCGAUGGCGAUUCGGAGCAGACGGAGGUGGAUGAAAUCCAAAGUAAAACCAAAUCGAAGCAGUUGACCAUUUCUGUUGAUGUCCACCAUAAGUUUUCAUCACAGGAGAACUCAGAGAAUGAGUCUCUCUGCUCUAGUGCACUGGGCUUCUCUUCAGCAGCUACCUCAGGCGCUCUCAAAACCUUGAGGAGACAGAGGCGCUCCUCAGAGCCCACAAUUGGCCUCCCUGCCCCCAGCUUCGCUCGCACUGGGGGUGGUCAUGAGAAGGCAACACGCAAAACCAGCUGUGAUGUUGUCCUGUCUCACGAAGAUGAAGACUAUCUCCAUCAGCUUCGGUCAUUGCAGAUGGAAGGGCAAAAGCUUAUCAAUCAGAGCUUGAUUAUAGGGAUUAAUGUUGGUAAAAGUGACAACACAAACCAAAAUGUUGGAAAGAAAGACUUGUCCCAUUGCCUCCUGCCUCCAACGCCAGAGGGAUUGAAUAUUUGCUCAGGAUUUAGUUCUUCUAGCCUGUCUUCUCCUGGGACAUCUCCGUCUGUGUCAUCAAUGAGCUCUCUGGACAGUGCUUUCUCUCAGUUUUCAGACCAGUCUGUGUUUACCCCAACUGAAACCUCCUCCCCUUUCGAUAGCACUUUUCAGUCUCUAAAGAAACACGAAGACACUGCCGCUGGAGCGGCUGAUGACUAUUUGGUUACACCCACCAAUGUGCCACCAUCUCCACAACCUACCGACGCUUUGGCUGAGGGGUGCUUGGUGGAACCCAACUGCAGGCCAGCACCCCUGAAACCUGCCGACGGAGGUGACAGCUAUUUGAUUAAACCUGACAUUCAGCCGUUGCCUCUGAAAGUCAUGGGAAGAGACAGACUUCAUGAUCCAAGAUCAAAGAGGAGGUCUAGAAGAGCGUUACAGCAAUCCAGAGUUUGAAGAGACUGACCAAAGCUUUUUUGCAGAGGAAUCUUAACACUUAAAAUAAACACCAUAUAGAAAAUGC